Molecule: messenger RNA, 2676 nt
Organism: Pocillopora damicornis (cauliflower coral)
Lineage: Eukaryota; Metazoa; Cnidaria; Anthozoa; Scleractinia; Pocilloporidae
Product: inhibitor of growth protein 5
Biological process (GO): regulation of DNA-templated transcription
Cellular component (GO): nucleus
Source: RefSeq, a predicted model, not a curated record
UAAGAAAAAAAUUGUCUGGAAGGGGGAGUUCUUGUUCAGAGGUAGCUCUAUUCUAUGGAAAUUAAAUUUUAUUGUGGAUUUGGCGACAGUUCUUUUGGAGAGACCGCCGAGGGCGGAACGGCUUAAAACCACAUUUGUAUUCGGAAGGGGUGGAUAUGGAGGUGGGAAUAUGAUCUAAAAUUAUGCAUCUCCAGACUUCGAGGUUCUAGAAGUUAGCAUCUCUGCGAUCAAGACUGGUUCGUAAACAAAUGAAUGGACAGAAGCUCCCUAUAUUUGCGACUGGUCGAUGAAACGAUUUUAGGGUAGAGGACCACCUUACGAAAAAAAUUACUUAGCUGUUUAGCUUUUCUGUUGCCGCUUCUUUCUAAAUUUAUCGUAUUACUUUGCAACUUUUACCAGUUUGUAAUGCCCCGGACCACUUACUCUAUUGGGUGAAAUAUUAGCUGCUAAGUUUUUCCAUGAUACAGCCAUGGUCGAAUACCAGCUGUAGUACGCCCAGUUUGGUUUUACUCACAAAUAACACAUAUUUAUGUUACAGUCGAUCCUGUAUAAAUCGGUUACCCACGGGGAAUAAAUGAGAUAAUUUUCUGAAGGAAUUGUGCUGCUGCUUCGUUUAUUCGCUUUGACAAAGGUCCAACGCUCGAAAUGUUAGCUUUCAAACUCUUUACGGUGGUAACUCGGUUGAUAAUACAAAAUUACCCUUUUAUACCCACGGGGAAUAGCGAGAUGACCGGGUCGGACCGGUGAUACAGGGUGACCGCUUAAAACAGGUUCCACAGAUUAAAAGUGUUAUAAAAAACGAUAAAUAGUGCCACCAUAUGCUAUAAUUGAUCACCUAGUGUACAGAAACAAAAAUUAUUGAAAGGUUAUUCGGCUUAAGUGACCGUUCAACACAAGUGAAAGACAAAACAAACAGGCCGUUGGGAGUUAGAGAAGGGUGACUGCGACCGCUUAAUAUAGGUGACCACUUAAUAGAGAUGAAAAUUAAAAAUUGAAACAAAUUCGGGAUUUACGCAACCGACCGCUUAAAAUAGGGUGAUCACUUAUUACGGUGCUGCUUAAUACAGGUUCGACUGUAGUUUCGUUAUCAAGUGUCCUUUCACGUAUGCCCAAACUUUCUUUAACCCAGAAGAUGGAAAUGACGACGAAAAAUUCGCUUUUAGACAUAUAAGCUGGGAGGGAACCAAAUCUUAGAAAAGCGCGAGGGAAGGGAAAUGAGCAACAGUUGUGAACUGAGAGGGUUUCCUCCCAGAUCCUUCAUUAAUUGUGAUGAGGGUAAAUGUCACGUGAUAUCCAUCCCAUAAUUCUGUGCUCUGUUAUGUCGGUCGGUGAAUUAGUCCUACUGAAACUGACCAUCUCGCUGAUACUUUACCCAUUUUUUACGAUUAUCAGGUUCCUUAGUACUUUAUAUAGACAACAGCUGGAUAAAAAUACAAUCUAGGGACGAAUUAGGGCCAUGGCGACGAAUAUGUACUUGGAACAUUACCUUGAUAGUAUUGAAAACCUGCCAUUUGAACUACAGAGGAACUUCACACUUAUGAGAGAACUUGAUCAAAGGACACAAGACCUUUCAAAGGAGAUUAACAGUAUGUCAGAAGAAUACAUGGCAAAUGUGCGUGGCAUGGAUGCUGCAAAAAGGACAUUACAUUUGAAGAAAAUUGAAAAUGCUUUUGUCAAGAGUCGGGAAUAUGGGGAUGAUAAAGUUCAGCUUGCUAUGCAAACUUAUGAAAUGGUUGAUAAACACAUUCGUAAACUGGAUGCUGACUUGGCAAGGUUUGAAUCAGAUCUCAAGGAGCAACAUGCCAAGGAAGCGGGCUACUCAGAUUAUGAAAGUGAAUCACCAACACCAAAGCGCAAAAGCAAGUCAGGUGGAAGGAACAGAGGAGGAGGAAGGAAAAAACAAGAUACUUCUGAGUCUGCAAGGAAAAAGAAAAAAGUUGAAUCUGAAGGUCCUAAGUCACUUGCAGUAGCUGUCUCUCUCUUGGCACCUGAGGUUCAAGUGCUUGAUAUGCCAGUUGACCCUAAUGAGCCAACAUACUGUCUGUGUCAUCAGGUUUCAUAUGGUGAAAUGAUAGGCUGUGAUAACACAGAGUGCCCAAUAGAAUGGUUUCACUUCCCGUGUGUAGGACUGACAUCAAAGCCAAAAGGAAAAUGGUAUUGUCCAAAAUGUGCACAAGAGAGAAAGAAGAAGUAACUAUGGCAUCAGUGACUAUGGCAUCAAAAGGGCUUAUAACCACUAACAACAUUGUUUGGGAACAAAGCAAGACAAGUAUGCCUGUUAUGGUCCAAAUCUCCCGGCACACAGUGAACGUUCGUCGUCAGUUGCGCAUGUGUGGUCAAACCCCUUAAUAAGAGAAUAUUGUAGCAAAGUGCCUUUGUAUUUAUAUUAUUACUGCACCUGUCAAUGACAUGCGACCUCUGGCUCUCUGAGCUAUUCUUACGAUGUCCCUUCAUUUAGCUGUCAAUCAUUACCGCAACUACUAUCGAAGUACAGAGGCAAACAAAAUGGAUCGAAAUCCACCGCUUACAAUUUAGGAAUGCAUUUUUUAUGACACAAAUACAAUUCCACAGACCGAAAAAACGUAGUAAAUUCAGGAGUGGCUUAUGUUGAAUGAUUGUACCAACUCGUGUAAAUAUUAUUUGUAGAUAUAAAUAUAAAGUUUACAUAAUAUUACG